UCUAGGCGCCGAGCUUGCACAGCACAGGAAGGGGAAAGCCCCCCAAAGGCCCAAACCCUCGCAAACCCCCGUGCUCGCUCACCAUGGCGUCCCUCCUGCGCCGCCGCCACGCCCACCCGCCCACCGUCUCCGCACAUCUCAUCCGCCGCUUCUCCGCACUCCCCGACAUCGAUCCCGCGCCGACGCCCGUCCCAGCCGCCGUGCCCGACCCUACGGCCACGCCCGACCCCACGGCACCUGCCUCCGCCCGCGCCUCCGUCCUCGACCUCCAGCUCGCCGUCCGCGCGGAGACGGACCCCACCCGCGUCCACUCCCUCGUCGCCUCCGCGCUCUCCAACCCGGAGUUCCACCGCCUCCACACCUCGCGCGCCCUCUUCUCCCUCGCCGCCUCCCGCCUCGACCGCCUCCGCCGCCCCGACCUUACCGCCUCCCUCCUCGACCUCCUCAUCGCUUCCGCCCCGCCUUCCCCCGGCCUCCUCGCUCGCGCCCUCUCCCUCUUCCCAGGCCCAGACGACGCCGUCCGCGCCUUCUCCUCCUCGGUGCCCGAGGCCCGCUCCGACGUCUCCCUCUCCGCCCUCCUCGAUGCGCUUCUCCGCGCUGGCCGCCUCGACGACCUCAAGUACACCUUCAAAUCUGCCGAAUCAUCCCUUGGCGUCGCCCCUGGCCGCGCCUCCCACAACGUGCUCCUCCACGCUCUGGUCAAGAACUCCGAGCUCACGGCGGCCCGCAAGAUGCUCAAUGAAAUGACCAAAAAGAAGUUUAAGCACCGCCCGCCUGCGGACAUCAUAUCAUACAAUACUGUCCUUGCUGGGUUCUCUGCGCAGGACGAUGGUGAGGAGUUUGAGAAGCUGCUGAAGGAGAUCAAUGAAAACAAGCUGGAGCCAAACGUGGUCACUUACAACUGCCGGAUACAGUGGUUUGCCAAGAAGGGUGAAACAUUCAAGGGGGAAGAGCUGCUUGAUGUGAUGGAGUCAAAGCAGGUGCUACCAAACUACAUUACAUACAAUGCUCUUGUGCAGGGGUACUGCAAGGAGGGGAAUGUCGGUGCAGCAAUGCGGGUGUUCAAGAGGAUGAAGGUGAUGAAGAGGCGGGAGGGGAGGAGUGACUUGGGAGUGUCUGUGCACUCGCAGACAUAUGUGGUGCUUUUUAGGACUUUGGUAGAGAAUGAAAGGCUUGAUGAUGCACUGUGGAUUUGUAAGAGCUGCUUUGCAAUGAAGGCAGCCCCAACGUUUGAGGCUGUCAAGGGUUUAGUUGAGGGGUUGGUGAAAGGAGGGAGGUCUACAGAGGCGAAGGAUGUUGUUGCCAAGAUGAACUUUCUUGUGAAAGGGGAUGCUAUAGUUGCUUGGGAGAAGAUUGCUGCAGAAUUAUCUCUUGAAGAUGGAGCGCAAAGUUCAAAUCCUUGAUUUGCAGGAGGCAUGCACAUUACUUCUGCUUUAUUUACGUGUUUUGGCCUUUGAAUAACAAUGAAAAGAAGGGACUCACAUGGGAUCUAGUGUUGUCUAUGUGUUAUCUUGGGGCUAGUUUUCAAGGUCCAAAGGUUAGAUCAGAAUGUAAUGGAUGUCUCUAUGAAGCAGAAUGGUAAGGAGUUCCAUUUCAUAUUCUCUUUUCUGUAAGAGCUUCUAUCUUUUCUUUGUCUUGUAGUAGUAUUCAAAAAGAUGUUACAUAUUUGUUGAAAUGCUAAGGGAGUCAUGAUACUACUCUACA
Messenger RNA from Brachypodium distachyon (stiff brome), 1704 nucleotides. Its product is annotated as pentatricopeptide repeat-containing protein At1g61870, mitochondrial. The coding region runs from base 84 to 1403 and encodes 439 amino acids. Gene Ontology annotation, molecular function: protein binding. The transcript has a single exon. The record is from RefSeq and is a predicted model, not a curated record. Lineage: Eukaryota; Viridiplantae; Streptophyta; Magnoliopsida; Poales; Poaceae.